GAGGGGUUGAGGAUGAGGAUGGAGGGCGGGGAGGAGAUGCAGGGUGCCGUGGGGCUACGCUGCACCUGGGACACCCCACCAUCCGCUGGCACCCAGGCCAAGUGGGUGAGGCUCAACGUGGGGGGCACCGUCUUCCUCACCACCAGGCAGACCCUGUGCCGGGAGCAGAAAUCUUUCCUGUGUCGCUUGUGCCAGGGCGAGGAGCUGCAGUCGGACCGGGAUGAGACUGGUGCAUACCUAAUAGACCGGGACCCCACUUACUUUGGACCCAUCCUGAAUUUCCUCCGUCAUGGGAAGCUGGUGCUGGAUAAAGAUAUGGCUGAAGAGGGGGUCCUGGAAGAAGCCGAGUUCUAUAACAUUGGUCCUUUAAUCCGAAUAAUCAAGGAUCGACUGGAGGAGAAGGACUACCCAGUAACUCAGGUGCCUCCUAAGCAUGUCUACCGCGUGCUACAGUGCCAGGAAGAAGAGCUCACUCAGAUGGUUUCCACUAUGUCGGAUGGAUGGCGCUUUGAGCAGCUUGUAAACAUUGGCUCAUCCUAUAACUAUGGGAAUGAGGAUCAGACAGAGUUCCUGUGCGUGGUCUCUAAAGAGUUGUACAACUCCCCCAAUGGCCUGAGCUGUGAGGCCAGCCACAAAGCCAAGAGCACAGAGGAGGACCUGGAGGAGGAAGAGCAGGAGGUGGAGGAGGAGGCAGAGGCAGAAGCAGAAGCAGAGGAGAAAGGUGCAGCAAAUCCUUGAGGAAAAUGAUAAAAAUAACCCCCCAAGCAUAGACCCGUCCACCUUUCUGGUGUGCUUUUACCCACCAAGCAGGCCCUACGGCUCCGGACCAGAGGCUCUGGCAGCAGAAAAGAGAGAGUGCAACUGGGAGAAACGAAGAGGGGUGGAAAUGAAUGCAAAACAGGCAGGGGUAGCAAGGGGAAGGGGGGGAAGUCUGCCAUGUGUCUGCCUGACACGCAAGCCAGAUCGGUCCUCCCGGCUGCCACCCGCAGCUCCUUUGCCUGCCAGCCCAAGAGCACUUUGCAGAAAGCAGCUUGUCUUCCCCUCCCUGCUCUCGCUUCCCUGGACUUUUCCCCCCACCGCCCCUGCCAGGGUGAGAGUGCCGCGGGGAGAGGGUGGCAAAGGCAGAGUGGAAGUGGCUGGUCCCUGCUCCAGAUGUUCUUGCAGCUGCGUGCGAAAUGAGCCUCUGUGCUGUGUCUGCUGCUCAGGGAGGCUGCCUGGCCAGCGUGCGUGGGGCUGGGUACAGAAAGCUUUGGAAGGAGGAUUCCUCUCUCAUACUGGAAAACUGCAGGGCUCUUGUUAAACCAGAGCUGCUCAGUGCCACUCCCCGUCCUGGUGGAGGGCACUUGUUAACUGGCUGACAUUUCUCUCUCCCUCUGUUCAAGAGCCUCCUUGUCUGUGGCUGUGGGACCUGAGUGUUAUUUUCUUAAAAGUCAGUGCAUGUUAAUCACGUGGACUUUUCCUUCCUUUUUCUCUCUUCUCCCAUGCUCAGUCCUCUACUUCUUUCUUUUCCUUCUGUUCUCAUUUCUGCUGUCAUUUCCAUUUUCCUGUUUCUUACCUUCCCUUCCAUUCAAAAUUUCUUUUUUUCCUGCCAUUUAUUUUGUUUCUCUCUUUCUCUCUCCUUCUGUAGCUGUUACAAGCCAGAGGUCUGAGGAUGUGAUCCCAACACUCCACUCCAGCCUUUUAAUUUCUGGUUUAUAUCUUUAUUUUUGUACUGCAGUGUACGGCAGCCCCUUGUCCCACAGCGACACUCCCCGGCCCCCUUCACUCUUCACACGCAGCCGUUGUUUUUUACAAACUCACCUCGGAGGCCUGAGCCUCAGCCCUGGAGGAGGGCAGAUGCUCCAAGGAGCUGCAGGAGCUGGAGCCCACAGACUCCUGCCAUGCCAAGCAGGCUGGCUUUCCUUAAUGUCACAGUGGCCCCUGCUGGGGACAUCAGUGAUCAGCCACUGCAGCCUGCGGUCCCUUCUUGAACACCCUGGAUGCGACUGGGGCCCAGAGGUGGUGGCAGCUGCUGUAGGGCCAGUGCUUGCCCUUUUUGAUGUUGGAGGCAACUGGUCUGGGCUUGUGGCCGGAGGGCAAAUGCAAAGCCACUGCCCUUUGCUGGGCCACCUGCACUGCUCGCGGGGUGUGCCUGUGCUGGCUGUCGUGCUCGUUGGUGCCUCCCUCCCUGUACCCCAAAGCAGCUCUGUGUUGGCAGAGUGAGGAGGAGGCAGGCGUGCUGCCCCGGUACCGGGAACACGCUGGCACCCGAUGCCGUGUCUGCUAGCGUGAGGAGAUCCCUGCCUCAGGGAGCGGGGCAUUUGCUUCGCUGCUGUGCCUGAGGAUGCCAGGUUGUAACUCCUGAAUAAAAUUCACAGUCUGUUCCUC
Molecule: messenger RNA, 2367 nt
Organism: Chroicocephalus ridibundus (black-headed gull)
Lineage: Eukaryota; Metazoa; Chordata; Aves; Charadriiformes; Laridae
Gene: KCTD17
Product: potassium channel tetramerization domain containing 17
Exons: 7
Coding region: 13-738 (241 amino acids)
Biological process (GO): proteasome-mediated ubiquitin-dependent protein catabolic process; positive regulation of cilium assembly; protein homooligomerization
Cellular component (GO): Cul3-RING ubiquitin ligase complex; cytoplasm
Molecular function (GO): cullin family protein binding
Source: RefSeq, a predicted model, not a curated record